UGAAAACAUAUAUGGAGGCAGAGGCUUUAACGUUGCUUCAUGGUUCACAGUGGUAUGCUGCCAAUGGUUUUGAUAGUUGCAGGUACAUGUGAAAUUCGAACCUAAUUGUGAAGAUGGCAACGAACACUGAAGAAUUUCUCGGAGGAAAUUUGAGAACUAUAGAAAUUGUUUUCUUACAUGUGAUUACGUACAAGACUUCCAAUUCUCAUUGUUUUAGAGAAUCAAAUAGAGUUGCGGUACACCGAUGGCUAUGUAAAACUGGUAGUUGAUGAUGAUUCCAAAGACAUAUAUUAUAUUUAUAAUUACUUAAUAAAUAAAUGGCCUUGGAAGAAAUUGAUAAACCCAAAGCUAAAUGGAAUCUAUAGCUAAAAGGAUUCUGCAGAUUUGGUUUUGGCUGUUUGUUUUCAUUGACACAUUAAUACAUUCAAGUUUCCAAGAGCUCAACAGGAUUGUGUGAGCCAAUGGAGUCACCACUGGCCGUAGUGAACUUUGGGAAAUCUCUGUUAGUGCCAAGUGUUCAAGAGCUUGCCACAGAGCACCUAACCAAGAUUCCAGCCAGGUAUGUCCGCCCAGAACAAGAAUCUCUGGUCAUAUCUGACGGAGCAGUGGUUCCUGCUGUCCCUGUUAUCGAUCUUAAAAAAUUGAUUUCAGGGGAUUCCAUGGAUUCCGAGCUUCAAAAGCUUCACUCAGCUUGUCAAGAAUGGGGUUUCCUCCAGGUUAUAAACCACGGACUGACACCUUCAACACUGGAGGACUUCAAGAGAGAGGUCACAGAAUUGUUCAAACUUCCAAUGGCAGAAAAGAAGAAGCUAUGGCAACACGAAGACAGCUAUGAGGGGUUUGGGCAGCUAAAUGUUGUAUCAGAGGAGCAAAAGCUUGAUUGGAGCGAUAUGUUUGGCAUAACCACUCUUCCCCCGCAUAUCCGGAACUUGUUUCAAAAGUUGCCUUUAAAGCUCAGGGACAUAAUGGAAGCAUACUGCAAAGAAAUCAAGAGCCUAGCAAUAAUCAUCCUUUGUCAACUGGCGCAGACUUUAAGGAUGGAUGAAAAGGAAAUGAGAGAUCUAUUCGGUGAUGGUAUGCAGUCAAUAAGGGUGAAUUAUUAUCCUCCUUGUCCUGAGCCAGAUAAGACCAUUGGCUUCAGCCCUCAUUCUGAUGCCGGUGCCCUUACCAUCCUUUUUCAGCUAAAUGAAACUGAAGGCCUCCAAGUCCGGAAAGAUGGUAUCUGGGUGCCUGUAAAACCACUCCCAAAUGCGUUGAUUGUGAAUAUUGGCGACAUGAUGGAGAUAGUGAGCAAUGGUGUUUAUAGGAGCGUUGAGCACAGAGCAGUUGUAAAUUCAAACGAAGUGAGGCUAUCUGUUGCAACAUUCUAUACCGCCAACCUUGACUCCGAACUAGGACCUGCACACAGUCUUAUUGGACCAAAUAAUCCAGCAGUUUUCCGAAGAGUUCCCGUGGAAAAAUAUAUUAAGGACUUUUUUGCGCGAAAACUUGAAGGAAAAUCAUAUGUUGAUUUCAUGAAGGUAGAGACGAGGGAUGACGAAUCCUAGGCAGCAUUUGGUACUUUAGUUGGAUAUUAGCUUAUCUAUAUCCCGUGAAAUAUUUUUACAAGUUACUCUUGCUAUUGUAAUUUGGAGUUUCACUCUUUGAUGACUGUAAUAAAGUAGAAAAAUUAAUUUGACUGUUGUAUUAUAUUGGCGUGAUGGAAGAAAAUAUUAAAACAAUAGUCGAACAGUCA
Nicotiana tabacum (common tobacco) is the source of this 1735-nucleotide messenger RNA. Its product is annotated as protein SRG1. The record is from RefSeq and is a predicted model, not a curated record. Lineage: Eukaryota; Viridiplantae; Streptophyta; Magnoliopsida; Solanales; Solanaceae.